Marchantia polymorpha subsp. ruderalis is the source of this 2440-nucleotide messenger RNA. NCBI's taxonomy places the organism in Eukaryota, Viridiplantae, Streptophyta, Marchantiopsida, Marchantiales, Marchantiaceae. The record is from the annotation of a GenBank genome assembly.
UACCUGCCUGUCCGGCUCUGAUCACACCUGUCACGCAAUUCCCAGCUCCAAGUUCCCGUCUCGAAGAUGGGACAAAAACUCCGGUCACAGGGUUUGUGGUGAACCACUUCACUGGGACGCACAUUAUCCCGCAGAAUUUAGGUGAAGUCCGGAAGCAUUUCCAACAUUCCACGAGGGGGGUUCACCAGCUCCAAUUCUUCUGUCUGUUGAAUCUCAGAGUUGCAGUGUCGACUAUAUUCAAGGCUCAAAAGCAGAAACUUCACUUUUGCAUUUUAAGCGGAGUUUGUUCGUCUUGUUUGACCAUCGAACAAGUUCCGUUCUUUCGAUCGGCAGUAUAUACUCACAUUCUCAUCAGCAACUGGAGACCAACGACGGGGACGGGUUAGUGAUUCUCGUUCAGGUGACCUUCCGCGGGGAUCCAAGAUGAGUUUUGAUGGGCUGCAGAGAGCAGAUGUUUUGUGCUGAAAUAUAGUGGCGCAAGCAGUUCUGUGAAGCUCUAGGAGCUGGAAAGUUAGGGUCUUCACAGUCUGCUCGAAGGAAUGGAGACCACGGUGGGAAGUUUUGCAAUUCCUGGAGCUACAUUGGCUCAAAUUAUGCACGACUUCGGCUCCGUGGAGAGCGAUUGCGAUGGAAUUCUCUUUGGUCGCUUGCAGACUCAGGUCACGUCCAGUAUUCUGGACGAUCAAUCUGGUCCUCCGACUUUGCUUGAAGAGACCACUGCGAGGGUCACGGGGCACUUUUGCACUGGCAGGGUGAUGAGCUUUUACGACUCAAUUGGGCGGCUUAAUCACUCGAAGCUUGCAACAAUUCUGAAGGAUAGACAAAAUCGCGGCGAGGAUCCACCCAUCGGUUGGUACAUCGGCAGGAGAAACACCUCAUUAUGGCCGUCCAUGCGAGAAAUAGCCGUUACUGCAAGCCUUCGAGCGGCUGUCAUCACCAGUAGCGCACCCAAGAAGAAAUCUAGCGGCGAUGGUCACUCACCGAUGGAAGGACGAGGGGAAGAUGGCAGCGGGAGUCCUAUUAGCUCUGAUCCCAAAACUUUACAAUCGGAAGUGUUCGGUGCUCAAGGAGGAGGUUCGCCGAGCGUGAGUAGGCGAGUACAGUCAAUGCAGAGUGCUGAAGGUCAGUCUCCUAGGUCUCCCGGGAGAACAUCCUUUGCCUCUGCUCUGGGAACGGACCCUUCUUCAGGACACAGCGCAAGUUCUCAGCACGAGAGGCGCUCUAACUCUCAAUCACGAUUCAGUAACCAACCAGCACCAGCACCUCCUCCUCCAUGUGUUUUUGUGCUCUUCACUGAGUCCGACUCCGCCAACCAUGCUGUCAGGACUCAUGAGUACCGAGCCUUCCAGUCCCUUCAAAAUUCGGUCGGUAUAGGUUUCGAGCCCCUCCCUGUGAAGAUAGUGAAUGCUGGACUGUCCUUCCGUGGGUACUACGAUUCCUUUGUUCCUGUCGCUCGUUUUCCAUGGUUUCAAGGUGAUUUUGUGACUUCUCCUAGCGAACGGAAUGAAUCCAGCAGCCCUCGCAGUCCUCAUCGGGGGAAAUCUGCAGACCCGAUGAGUCCCCUCCGAGAUGUUGGAAGACAUAGCUUUGCAAAGCCAACACCAUUGGAGAUUAAUGGAAAGCAAGAGAGAGGUAGCAGGAGGACUCAUGAUGACUAUGUGGACUCGAGACACGAUGGUGUGUCUGGAGACCAGGCUCUCGGUCUCAUCCAUGCAAAGGGCAUGCGGGUUUCGGAGUUCGAGAAGAUGUAUCAAAUAAUGCUAACGAAACUAGAGAGACUGGCCACGGAAGUCUGUGAUAGCUCUGCAGCUCUGCAUCAAGCCUCGAGAUGAUGUGAACAUGGCCCUGGCUUUUAGUCUGCAAGGAGUAGCGUAUCUUAUUCGAAGAUCUGGCCACAGCAAGCAACCUGAUCUCUACUUAUCCCGGUGAGAUCUCUCAGGGCAAAGGGCUAUGUAAGGAGAACUGUGAGACAUGUUGUUCAGCGAGUUUUGCGAGGUCAAAUUUAUUGGGAAGCCAAGAGCGGAGCGUUGUGAGUGUGCUGCAUAGGCACAUAUUGCCAAACCAACGGGUUGACUCUGCGGACAGAAUGCACGCUCGUCUUCUUUGGCUCGGUGAUUUUGAGUAACGAGUGUAGAUUGGAGGAUUGGUAGCUUGAGCCUUACUGAUCAAUCUGUACAGACAUGUUAACCUGGAGGAAACUUUUCCUCUCACCUGCACGCUAUUGUAAGAAGUUGUUGGGUUUGGUAGCUUCUAAUCUGUGGUCACUUUUUUCAAGUCGUCAUGGAGCUAAGUACUGUUAGGGACGAUUUUAUACAGCGGCAGGACUUUACAUGGACGUGUAUCUAGUCAGAGAAUUUCCUCCAUGAUGCUUCUUCUUAUGUUGUUGGGAGAUACAUGACCUGUCUGCAACUGUUCUAAGUUCCCGGUUAAGGCAUGAUCA